AGCAAAAUCAAGAAAACACAAUGGGCAAAAGAGAUAGAAGACAAAGAUUCAAUUAUUGUUUUUCAUUUUCAUCCAUGGAGUAUCAGUUUCUUCUUGAUUCACCUCAUACGGGUUAGUUGCUUCUGCAGCACAGCCAUCUUUAAAAAAGAGAAAGGGAAUUAGCAAAUUAAAGAUGGCAUCAUCAAUGUCAUCAGGAGGGGGAGGCGGCGGAGGCGGAGGCGAACCGAUGAGUCCGGCAUCGAGGUUGUUCCAUUCGCCGAAGUUCAACUGCUAUGUGAUGGCUGUAAUGGGGUGCAAAACAAGCGUGAAUCAUCAAGUAAUCAAAGAAGGAUUGCGUGAAACUAUUCUUAAGCAUCCAAGGUUCACUAGCAAGCUCGUUAAGAAAGGAAGGAAAACAAGAUGGAUCUCAACCACAAUCGAUUUAGACAGCCACAUCAUAGUUCCAGAAAUCAAUUCAUCAGAAAUUGAAUUUCCAGAUAGAUUCGUUGAAGACUACAUAUCAAACUGUACAAAAUCCCCACUGGACAUUACAAAGCCACUCUGGGAACUUCACUUGCUCAACAUCAAAACCGCAGACGCAGAAUCCGUUGGAGUUUUUCGCAUGCACCAUUCAAUGGGCGAUGGUGCUUCCCUCAUGUCACUCCUUAUUGCCAGCACUCGUAAAUCCAGUGACCCUAAUGCAUUGCCAGCGAUGCCAGCAGCAACAACAGUAAAGAAGGAUGAGAAACACAAGAGAGGUUUCUUGAUGGUGUUGUUUGAGCCGUUGAUGGCGCUGUGGUGGGGUUUGGUGCUGAUGUGGCACACUUUUGUGGACUUGAUGAUGUUUGUGUUGACUGUUUUGUUUCUCAAGGACACGUUGACUCCCCUGAAAGGUGCACCUGGAGUGGAGCUUCAUACCAAGCGCUACGUGCAUCGGAUAGUUAGCAUGGAUGAUAUCAAGCUUCUCAAGAAUCAAAUGAAUGCGACCGUCAAUGAUGUUCUGUUGGGAAUAACACAAGCUGGUAUCAGUCGCUACUUGAAUCGACCGGAAUUCGUAGGUGCUAAUGCAAAGAAGGAGUCAAGUAGUGUCCUGAAGAAAAUUCGGCUUAGAUCAGCCAUUCUUGUUAACCUUCGACCAAUUGGUGGAAUCCAGGAUGUAGCAGAUAUGAUGGAUGAUAAAUCCAAAGUAAGAUGGGGAAAUUGGAUUGGAUACAUCAUGCUCCCUUUCUCCAUUGCUACACAACAAGAUCCAUUGGAGCAUAUUCGCCAAGCAAAGGCUACCAUUGACCGCAAGAAACACUCAUUGGAAGCUGUUAGCACCUACGCUUGUGCCAAAUUAGUACUCAGUUUAUUUGGGGUUAAGGUGGCGGCUUUCAUAAUACGAAGAGUUCUGCUGAAUACAACGGUGGCGUUCUCUAACAUGCCAGGGCCGGUGGAGGAAGUUAGUUUCUAUGGUCAUCCUGUCGCAUACAUUGCUCCUAGUGUAUAUGGACACCCUCAGGCCCUGACUAUGCAUUUCCAAAGUUAUGCUAAUAAGAUGAUAAUUUCUCUAUCAGUGGAUCCAAGUGUAAUUCCAGAUCCUUAUCUCCUUUGUGAUGAUCUCGAAGAAUCACUAAAACUCAUGCGUGAUGUUGUUCAGAAGAAGUCCGUUGAAGAUGCAGUCUGACAACAAAUCUUUAAUUAUCAGCAUUUCAGAAAGCUUAUAUUUGUUUAAGUAAUUUCAUUUAUUAUUCAAUUAUUCUGAAAUUGAUUUAUUACACACACAAAAAUAAAUCAUAGAUGCAAGAUAUCUAGUUUAUACAAAAA
Messenger RNA from Arachis duranensis, 1785 nucleotides. RefSeq names its product wax ester synthase/diacylglycerol acyltransferase 11. Lineage: Eukaryota; Viridiplantae; Streptophyta; Magnoliopsida; Fabales; Fabaceae. Gene Ontology annotation, biological process: triglyceride biosynthetic process. Gene Ontology annotation, cellular component: plasma membrane. The record is from RefSeq and is a predicted model, not a curated record. Gene Ontology annotation, molecular function: diacylglycerol O-acyltransferase activity; long-chain-alcohol O-fatty-acyltransferase activity. The transcript is spliced from 8 exons. Bases 173 to 1645 code for a protein of 490 amino acids.